Molecule: messenger RNA, 2492 nt
Organism: Psammomys obesus (fat sand rat)
Lineage: Eukaryota; Metazoa; Chordata; Mammalia; Rodentia; Muridae
Gene: Sphk2
Product: sphingosine kinase 2
Biological process (GO): positive regulation of apoptotic process; sphinganine-1-phosphate biosynthetic process; sphingosine biosynthetic process
Cellular component (GO): membrane; cytoplasm; intracellular membrane-bounded organelle
Source: RefSeq, a predicted model, not a curated record
GGCUGCCCACUGGGCAUCGUGGAUCCACGAGGCAGUGGACCAGGUAAAGGGUUGCAGCAUUAGGAAGGUUGAGAGCCGCCGGCCUGGAGUCUGAGGUGGUCAUGUCUCAUGGUUGAGGACAUCUGCCACGGCCUCCUCUCAUACUGGCAGCUGAUACUACCCAGGGGUCUGGAGCAGGAGCUGACAAGCCAAGGGUCUAGGAGUGCUGGGGACUGGACCAGGGUCAUGGCUCCACCACCACUACUGCCAACGGCUGCCAAUACUCCAAUCCUGCAUGGCGAGUUUGGCUCCUACCCGCCCCAUGGCCCACGGUUUGCCCUCACCCUCACGACGCAGGCUCUGCACAUCCAGCGGCUACGUCCAAAACCAGAAGCCCGGCCCCGAGAUGGCCUCGUUCCUCUGGAUGAGGUCUCAGGCUGUGGCACUCUGCAGAGCCGAAGCCCCUCAGACACUGCAGCCUACUUUUGUGUCUACACCUACCCACGGGGUCGCCGUGGAGGCCGGCGCAGAGCCACUCGCACCUUCCGGGUUGAUGGAGCAGCCACUUACGAGGAGAAUCGUGCAGAGGCCCAGCGUUGGGCAACUGCCCUCAUGUGUCUCCUCCGAGGAGUGCCUCUGUCUGGGGACCAGGAAAUCACCCCUGAACUGCUGCCCCGAAAGCCCAGGUUGCUCAUAUUGGUCAAUCCUUUUGGGGGGCGGGGCCUGGCCUGGCAGCGCUGUAUGGAACAUGUGGUGCCCAUAAUCUCCGAAGCUGGGCUGUCCUUCAACCUCAUACAGACAGAACGACAGAACCAUGCCCGUGAGCUGGUGCAGGGGUUGGACCUGAAAGAGUGGGAAGGCAUUGUCACCGUCUCGGGAGACGGGCUGCUUUAUGAGGUGCUGAACGGACUCCUUGAUCGCCCAGAUUGGGAAGAUGCUGUGCGGAUGCCCAUUGGGGUUCUCCCUUGUGGUUCUGGCAAUGCACUAGCUGGGGCAGUUAACCAUCAUGGCGGCUUUGAACCAGCUGUUGGUGUCGACCUGUUGCUCAACUGCUCGCUUCUUCUCUGCCGGGGUGGCAGCCAGCCUCUGGACCUGCUCUCCGUGACACUAGCCUCAGGAUCCCGCUGUUUCUCCUUCCUGUCGGUGGCCUGGGGGUUCCUGUCAGAUGUGGACAUUCACAGCGAGCGCUUCAGGGCCCUGGGCAGCGCUCGAUUCACAGUGGGCGCAGUGCUAGGCCUGGCCACGUUGCAUACCUACCGUGGGCGCCUUUCCUACCUUCCCGCUACCACGGAACCAGCCUUGCCCAUCCCAGGCCACAGCCUGCCCCGAGCCAAGUCAGAACUAGCCUUGGCCCCAGCCCCAGCCCCAGCCCCCACCCACUCGCCUCUACAUCGUUCUGUGUCCGAUCUGCCCCUGCCCCAGCCUCCCUUGGCCUCCCCUGGCUCCCCUGAGCCCCUACCUGGGCUGUCCCUCAAUGGUGGUGGUCCAGAGCUGACUGGAGACUGGGGGGGAGCUGGAGAUGCACCUCUGUCUCCAGACCUACUGAUGCCCUCAUCCCCCAACUCUCCCAAAACCGCUCAGCUGUCGCCCAUUGCUGAAGGGUCCCCUGAAAUGCCAGCGUCCUCGGGAUUCCCGCCUCCACCACUCAGUGCGCCACAAGCUUCCACCUGGGGUCCAGUUGAUCACCUGCUCCCUCCCCUGGGCUCUCCCCUGCCCCAAGACUGGGUGACGGUAGAGGGGGAGUUUGUUCUCCUGCUGGCCAUCCUGCCGAGCCACCUGUGCGCGGAUCUGGUGGCAGCCCCGCACGCGCGCUUUGAUGACGGCGUGGUGCACCUGUGCUGGGUGCGCAGCGGCAUCUCCAGGGCAGCACUGCUACGUAUUUUGCUGGCCAUGGAGCACGGAAACCAUUUCAGCCUGGGCUGCCCACACCUGGGCUACGCUGCAGCUCGUGCCUUCCGCCUCGAGCCACUCACGCCUCGCGGCGUGCUCACCGUGGACGGGGAGUUAGUGGAGUAUGGGCCAGUGCAGGCGCAGGUGCACCCCAGUCUCGCCACACUGCUCACGGGGCCUGCGGGCCAAAAGCGGCGAACCUGAGGGAGCUUGAAGCAUGCGGAGGUGGUGACAGGCUAGAGUCUAUCUUGUAUAUGUAGGGCAGGGCUCUGACUCAGAACCGUAAGGGUGGAGAUUGGUCCUGGUCCAAUUCCCAGAAGACUUAGCGACUUGAGGGUGGGGCCUGCCUUCCUUGAUGACCAAUGAUGGCCCUGGAAUGUAUGACCUUAGCAAGGCUUCGGCCCAUUGGCCAGCCAGGGUCACUUCUUGCCUACUCCGGUGCCUCAACUUGACUGGUCAAUUAGCCCUCGAGGGGCAGGUUCCCCAAGGCGGUCCCCAGAUUUGCACUAAUGUUCCUCCCCUUGCCGGUGGGGAGAUUCACUUUCCAUGUUCUGUGUCUCAAGCGUCCCUAGUCUAAAAAGCAAUUGAAAAGGUCUAUGCAAUAAAGGCAUCGCUUUCCUCUA